Messenger RNA from Hyla sarda, 945 nucleotides. Its product is annotated as taste receptor type 2 member 40-like. Gene Ontology annotation, molecular function: bitter taste receptor activity; G protein-coupled receptor activity. The record is from RefSeq and is a predicted model, not a curated record. Bases 1 to 945 code for a protein of 314 amino acids. The transcript has a single exon. Gene Ontology annotation, cellular component: membrane. NCBI's taxonomy places the organism in Eukaryota, Metazoa, Chordata, Amphibia, Anura, Hylidae. Gene Ontology annotation, biological process: sensory perception of taste; G protein-coupled receptor signaling pathway; detection of chemical stimulus involved in sensory perception of bitter taste.
AUGUCGCUAAGUGUGAUUCUCAACGUGCUUGUCCACUGUAUAUUUCUAGUAACAGGUUUAAUCGGAAAUAUCUUUAUCCUGACAGUUCACUUUUUAGAUUGGCUUACUACCAGUGAACACAACCCUUGCAACCUCAUACUCAAUGGAAUUGGAAUUUCCAACAUAUUCCUUCAAGGAACCGUUGUCUUCCAAGAAAUAACUUUCUUUAUCUAUCCUGACUUCUACUUUAAAGAUUGGGUUAUCUAUAUGGUUUUAGCAAUGGUGACUACAUUUUCCUUCUCCAGCCUUUGGUGCUCCACCUGUCUGUGCUUCUACUACUGUGUGAAGAUCGUCAACCUUCAAGGAACAUUUUUUUACAAAAUAAAAGCAAAUCUUUCCAAUUUGGUACCCUGGCUGCUAGCUUUCUCCAUUGUGCUAUCUUGGAGUGCUGGGUUGCCAGCCUACUGGGAUUUAUAUUUGCUUAUGACCAUCACCACCUUAAAUAUUACAGGGAAUAUCACAACUGUAACAUCAACCAAAUACUGGAGCAGAUGUAAUUGUCUAUUUCACAUGUACAUCUGUAUUGCUUCUGCUGCGUUCAUUAUUAUUUCAGUCACAGGUGGGACCAUCAUCAUCUCUCUGUGUAAGCACAUGAGUCGUAUGAGACAGAACAAUGAAGGCUUUGGACAUGCCAGAAUCAAUACUCAUCUCUCGGCGGCUAAAACUGUGACUCUACUCCUGGUGAUCUACUUGCUUUUUUAUGGCUCUUUUACAUUAAUAUACAAUCCUUUAGGUUUUCCAGAUGAUGUAACAAUGACUAUUUGCUUAAUCAUCCUCUCUUGUUUCCCAUCAAUAAAUUCUAUUAUUUUAAUCUCUGGGAACAGAAAACUCACAAACUUUGUGAAGAAACUCUUUGGUAUACAGCCUAGUGUUGGCAAUACAGAAGUCAAUGUUACAAAUUACUAG